This is a messenger RNA of Amborella trichopoda, 631 nucleotides long. RefSeq lists its product as uncharacterized. The record is from RefSeq and is a predicted model, not a curated record. Lineage: Eukaryota; Viridiplantae; Streptophyta; Magnoliopsida; Amborellales; Amborellaceae.
ACCACCAAUUUACCAUCCCCCACCAGUGCAAAAGCCUCCUCCGAUCCAAAAACCACCACCAAUUUACGGCCCCCCACCAGUUGAAAAGCCUCCUCCCAUUCAAAAACCACCACCAAUUUACGGGCCCCCACCAGUUGAAAUGCCUCCUCCUAUCCAAAAACCACCACCAAUUUACGGCCCUCCACCAGUGGAAAAGCCACUACCAAUUUACCGCCCACCACCUGUGGAAAAGCCGCCUCCUAUCCAAAAGCCGCCACCAGUGCAAAAGCCACCACCUAUCCAAAAACCACCUCCUAUCCAAAAACCACCACCAGUGCAAAAGCCUCCUCCUAUCCAAAAACCACCGCCAGUGCAAAAGCCACCGCCUUAUAAGAAGCCACCACCACCUUACAAGAAGCCAUCUCCUGCUUAUAUCGAGCCUUAGUUGAGUUGUUGAGGCUUCAUAAAAUUGAUAUCAGGGUACAUAACUGAAUGUGUCACAUAACUAUCUCUCUCUCAUCAUGGCAUGGGAUACUGUGACCUUAUAUAAACUGUAUUUUCCUCUUAUUAUCCUAUGUUUGAGGAAUAAAGGGGCACAUGCUGCCUUCCUUGUGUCUAUAUUUGUUUAUUAAUAAAGUUAAUUUGCAAUGUA